AUGGCUUCCUCUCUACGUUCUCUCGCUCGUCCCUCCACUCUCAGAGCUGUCGCAGCUACUCAACCUCUCCGAUGCCUCACCACAGCAAACCGAACCUUUGUCCGCACGAAGGUCACUCUCCCUGAUCUUUCAUACGAUUACGGCGCGCUCGAGCCAGCUAUUUCCGGAAAGAUCAUGGAGCUGCACCACAGCAAGCACCACCAGACCUACGUGAACUCGUACAACGAGGCUGCGGACAAGUACGCCGCGGCCGACGCGAACGGCGACGUGGCUGCCAAGAUCGCCCUGCAGCCGUUGAUCAACUUCCACGGCGGUGGCCACGUCAACCACAGCCUGUUCUGGGAGAACCUGGCUCCCAAGAACUCCGGCGGCGGCGAACCUCCCUCCGGCGAACUGGCCAAGGCCAUCGACACGACGUACGGCGGUCUCGAGGACCUGAAGAAGAAGUUUAACGCCGCCUUGGCCGGCAUUCAAGGCAGCGGCUGGGCCUGGCUGGUCAAGGACACACAGACUGGAGAUAUCUCUAUUCAGACAUACGCCAACCAGGAUCCCGUGGUCGGUCGGUACAAGCCUCUGCUGGGCGUUGAUGCCUGGGAACACGCGUACUACCUCCAGUACCAGAACCGGAAGGCCGAAUACUUCAGUGCAAUCUGGGAUGUGAUCAACUGGAAGGCGGCCGAGAAGAGAUUUCAGUAG
This is a messenger RNA of Exophiala spinifera, 696 nucleotides long. RefSeq lists its product as uncharacterized. Gene Ontology annotation, cellular component: mitochondrion. The transcript is spliced from 3 exons. NCBI's taxonomy places the organism in Eukaryota, Fungi, Ascomycota, Eurotiomycetes, Chaetothyriales, Herpotrichiellaceae. Gene Ontology annotation, molecular function: superoxide dismutase activity; metal ion binding. Gene Ontology annotation, biological process: superoxide metabolic process. Bases 1 to 696 code for a protein of 231 amino acids. The record is from RefSeq and is a predicted model, not a curated record.